This is a messenger RNA of Cheilinus undulatus (humphead wrasse), 1101 nucleotides long. RefSeq names its product ferritin, heavy subunit. The coding region runs from base 304 to 837 and encodes 177 amino acids. The record is from RefSeq and is a predicted model, not a curated record. Gene Ontology annotation, biological process: intracellular iron ion homeostasis; iron ion transport. Gene Ontology annotation, cellular component: cytoplasm. The transcript is spliced from 5 exons. NCBI's taxonomy places the organism in Eukaryota, Metazoa, Chordata, Actinopteri, Labriformes, Labridae. Gene Ontology annotation, molecular function: ferric iron binding; ferrous iron binding.
AUCCGUUGAAGUCCUAACUGUGAGGCGCAGUUUAUCCUCUCGAUAGCGGACGGUGAAGGUUACCUGCUUCAACAGUGCUUGAACGGCAACCUUUCUACUGUCUUCCUACACAACUGGACGAGAAUAAUCGCCUAAGAAUACCACCACCAACUUAAAACAUCAUUUUAAUCAUCUUAUAUACGUUAGCUUGCUAAGGUAUCUUCUACACGUUUAGCUUGUCAGCUAGCUGUUUGUUUUGCUAGUUAGCCUCACGUAAAGCGUUGCGACCUCCUUCCCAGAAGACCCGCCACAGAGACCAGAACCAUGAGUUCCCAGGUGAGACAAAACUUCCACCAGGACUGCGAGGCUGCCAUCAACAGGCAGAUCAACCUGGAGCUGUAUGCCUCUUAUGUCUACUUGUCUAUGGCUUACUACUUUGACCGGGAUGAUCAGGCAUUGCCCAACUUUGCCAAAUUCUUCCGUAAUCAGUCGCAUGAAGAGCGUGAGCAUGCUGAGAAGCUAAUGAAAGUGCAGAACCAGAGGGGGGGCAGGAUCUUCCUUCAGGAUGUCAGGAAGCCAGAGAGGGACGAGUGGGGCAGUGGAGUCGAAGCCCUUGAAUGUGCCCUGCAGUUGGAGAAGAGUGUGAACCAGUCACUGCUGGAUUUGCACAAGCUCUGCUCUGAUCACAGUGACCCACAUUUGUGUGAUUUCAUUGAGACGCACUACCUGGACGAGCAGGUGAAGUCCAUCAAAGAGCUGGCAGACUGGGUGACCAACCUGCGCCGAAUGGGAGCACCACAGAAUGGCAUGGCAGAAUACCUAUUUGACAAACACACCCUGGGCAAAGAGAGCAGCUAAAUCCCUCCACAUCACUUUUCCAAAAGCUUUCUUAAUAUGUAAAUUUGUAUCGCGCUUUCAAGUGUUUUCAAAAUAUAUAAAGCCAUCUGCAUGAUAACAGCUAGUCAUAGAAACCUCUUCUAUUACUCAUAUUGUACUCUGCAUUACAGUUACUUCAUAGACCCCUGUUCCCACAGCUGUGAGCCUCGCCUGUGUCAUCACUUUAUCUGUUGUGUUUUAUGCCAGGAGUUGUUAAACCAAUUAAACAAACCCUCUGGAUUCUGA